Molecule: messenger RNA, 430 nt
Organism: Staurois parvus
Lineage: Eukaryota; Metazoa; Chordata; Amphibia; Anura; Ranidae
Source: the annotation of a GenBank genome assembly
UUCACUAUAUCACUAUAUUCAGUACACAGAACAUGGAAAUGCAAUUAUUUUAGUAAAUAUAAAUUGCUAGAUACCUUCUCAUCAGCAAUUAGAGCACUGGUUAAAGCUUGUAUGAGGAGUUUUCUUUCUGCUCCAGGAGGAUGCAAAACCCUUGACCUCUGUCUGAACAGUGUUGAUUGGCCCUGUGCUGAUCACAUGCACUCUCCCAAGAAAAAAAAAAAAAAAAACACUCUGAGCAUUUGAACAAGAAGCUGAGCAUGUGCAGAUUAAGUGCUACAGGUUCAGUCUAUCUUAUGGGGUUGAAAUGCAGGGUCAGGAGUCUUGCAGCCUCAUAGGAUAGUCAGAGCAGAAUGAAAACUCCUCCAACAACCUUUAACCAGUGCUCAGCUGGACGCUGAUAGAAGUCACAAGACUGCUAUAAACUGCUGAU